AUGAAGGAUUCGUGGAAUUGGGCCGGCCACUCUCUAUACAGCUACCGUGAUGGUCUCUCCGAGGAACAACGGAAAAAAAGGGCAGGCAUAGAGGACCGCAAACAAGUCUUAUAUCUUAAAAUUAAGAAUGCCGUGUCGUACGAGGAAUGGCGAAGUUGUGCCAUUGAACUGGAUGAACUAGAGAACAACAACGCCUGGAAACAGACACUCGAGUCCACCGAAUAUGAUCCUCGCUUGGUACAGGAUCGAUUGCGACAGUUGGAAGAUGCUCGCAUCAGCUGCGACGUAAGCCGUAUGCUGUUUCUGGUGCGCACUGCGCUGAGUCGGGACCUGGCGCAUAUGAGCAAUGCCUCUCUCUAUCGCCAUUCGCACAUCGGCACCAAGAACUUGAUUGAUAGGUAUAUCACCACAGCUUUGGAGACCAUCGCCACAUUGGUGGACCUGUCAGUGCAUGAUCGCUGCGACGGGCUGGAACUAAAGUACAUCCUGGACCAGCUGCUAGCAGCUCGACAGGCAUUUGGCCGCAGUGCGCUCCUCUUUUCCGGUGGCGCCACUUUUGGAAUGACCCAUAUCGGGGUCCUCAAGGCCCUCUAUGAGGCAAAAAUGAUCCCUCGAAUCAUCUCAGGUGCGUCUGCCGGUAGCAUUGUGUGCGCAGUAUUUUGCACACGCACAGAUGAAGAGCUGCCGGCACUUUUGGAUACCUAUAUACAUGGUGAUUUUGCCGUCUUCAAUAAAAAAGGCCAAGAGGAAAACAUCCUGCAGAAGAUGACUCGUUUUCUCAAGUUUGGAUCAUUUCUCGACAUAUCUCACUUGGCGAAGACUAUCAGGAACUGGCUGGGAGAUAUGACCUUCCAGGAGGCAUAUAACCGCACUCGCAGAAUUCUGAAUAUCUGUGUGUCUAGUGCCGGCAUGUAUGAGCUUCCACGGCUGUUGAACUACAUCUCAGCGCCCAAUGUGUUGAUCUGGUCUGCUGUGUAA
Molecule: messenger RNA, 978 nt
Organism: Penicillium digitatum Pd1
Lineage: Eukaryota; Fungi; Ascomycota; Eurotiomycetes; Eurotiales; Aspergillaceae
Product: putative Patatin family phospholipase
Biological process (GO): lipid metabolic process
Molecular function (GO): triacylglycerol lipase activity
Source: RefSeq, a predicted model, not a curated record